UAUGGCUACUGUCCUAUACUCUUAUCCAUGCUUGCUGCCAAAUCACAUUGUCACCUUCAACCUCUGUGCCAAACACAAACACUGAUAAAUCCACACCCAAGAAAAUUUUGUAAUUUGGAUAAAAAGAAGGAAUUCAGCUUGAUUUGUUUGAUUAUAAGAUGAUAAUUUUGAGGUUGAAAAUGACACCUUUUUCAAAAUCCCAACACCCAAUUCGUCCUAAACCUUACCCACACCAUUUUCAUCCACACUAUCUUUCUCUCUCCUCUUGCUCCCACCACAAUCUUACCAGUCUUUCACUAAUUUCAACUUCACAAAAUAUGAAUUUCUGAAAAUUUACAAAAUACCUACAAAAGUUUGAAUCUUCCCUGAUUAUUUGAGCUGAUGAUCAGGCUGUAAGAAUCUGAAAUUUAAGGGAAAAAAUCGAACUUUUUUGAUGCUUUUUUGUGGGGUUUCUUUGGUUACGGGUAAUUCGAAAUGAACCACUCUCCAGCAGCAACAAACACUGCGCCUUCUUUCCAAUUUUGCCCUCAUGGGUACUUCAAAUUUUCCGAUUUUAGGCAUGUCCAGAAGCUGUUUGUUGGUUCGUAUGGGUUAGUGUUGCAGAGGAAGGAGCUUCAUCGCCUUAAAUUUGUGGUUUCUGCUGAGCUUCCUAGGCCUAUUACUCUCAAUUUCGGUUUGGAUUCACAGACGUAUCAGCCUCAUGAUGUUAAUCAACUGCGUUGGAUUGGUCCUGUUCCCGGAGAUAUUGCAGAGGUGGAGGCUUACUGCAGGAUAUUUAGGGCUGCAGAAGUUCUACAUACUACGCUGAUGAACAUGUUAUGUGACCCUCUCACUGGUGUUUGUACCGUGUCGUAUGAUUUCUCCUCAGAGGUGUUGGAAGAUAAAAUAGUAACGGUUCUUGGAUGGAUGAUAUCUCUUUUAAAUAAAGGAAGACAAGAUGUUCUUUCUGGCAGGUCAUCACUUAUGACAUCCUUUCGAGUUGAAGAAAUAAACACUAUGGAGGAUAAACUUCCGCCACUUGCAACUUUUAGGAGUGAAAUCAAGAGGUGUUGUGAAAGCUUGCAUGUUGCUCUGGAGAAUUAUUUGACACCUGGAGAUGAUAAAAACCUUGAUGUAUGGAGGAAACUCCAGCGCCUUAAAAAUGUGUGCUAUGAUUUGGGUUUCCAACGUGGGGAAGAGUCACCCAGUCAUAUGUUGUUUGCCAAUUGGGUUCCAGUAUCUAUGUCCACUAGUAAAGAAGAUAUAACGCCUACUGAUUCUGACGUGGCUUUCUGGAGAGGUGGUCAGGUGACUGAAGAAGGUUUACAGUGGCUAUUAGACAAAGGGUUUCGGACCAUUGUUGAUCUUAGAGCUGAGACUGUGAAUGACAAUUUCUAUCAAGUUGCAAUAGAUGAGGCUGUUGGCUCUGGGAAGGUUGAACUAAUUAAGUUGCCGGUUGAGAUUGGAACAUCACCUUCAAUGGAGCAGGUUGAGAAAAUUUCAUCUUUGGUAUCUGAUCCCAGCCGGAGACCCCUCUAUCUGCAUAGUAAAGAAGGUGUGUGGAGAACAUCUGCUGUGGUUUCAAGAUGGAGGCAAUAUGUGGCUCGCUAUGAGUCACAGCACGUUUCCAAUAGUCCCAUUCCAGUUGAUGGAACAUUAGUGCAAGGAAGAGAUGGAAUGUCUUCAACUGAUGCACCUUCAAGUGUAAAUAAGGAGAAACAGCUGAAGGAUGGAAAUGCUCUGCUUCCAAAUAUGUCAGAUUAUACAAGUAGCUUCAAUGGGGUGCUGCAUGGUCAAGAUUCUGUAAUUAUUGAAACAAAUGUUCAGCAAACCAAGGGGGGUCACAUCAUCCACAGUGGUGGUAUGUCAUUGACUGAAGUGAAUUCUAGUAUGUUAGAGUCCGGUACAGGCGCAAAUAUCAACCCAUUUAAGUCACAGCUUCCUCCCAACAAUGUCUUGUCUAGAAAAGAAAUGUCCAGAUUUUUUGGUAGCAGAAAGAUCUCCCCAUCCACUUUUGUCAAAACACAACGGAGGAGUUCAGUGUUGCUUCCUUCCCCCAGAGAAACAUACACUAGUAGCAUUGAGAAAAUGGAGCAAGUUAGAAUGGAGUCUGAGUCGGUGCUGACAGAACCUGAGAAUUCAAAUGGGUCAACUUGCAGCACAGAUUCCUCUUUGAGUGACUUAAAUAAAGCCACAGGCAAUGGUACGACUCUAGCUUACAGAGAUGCCUCUAGUGGCACAAUUGUUAAUGGAGACAGGCCUCUUGUUAUAAGGAAUGAUGUUGUAACUAGUGUGACGAAUAAAAAUUUGGCCAGGGACACAUCUGAUGCUAGUAAGUCUGAUCAGAUGAGUAAUGGUCAUUCUUCUGUUGUUCCAGGAGAAAAGGGUGUUGACGAGAACAUGUGUGCUUCGGCAACUGGUGUUGUUAGGAUACAGUCAAGAAAGAAAGCUGAAAUGUUCCUUGUACGCACUGAUGGAUUCUCUUGUACAAGAGAAAAGGUGACAGAAUCGUCACUUGCAUUUACUCACCCAAGUACACAGCAGCAGAUGCUUAUGUGGAAAUCUACACCAAAGACUGUUUUAUUACUGAAGAAGCUUGGACCAGAACUUAUGGAAGAGGCUAAAGAUGUUGCUUAUUUCUUGUAUUAUCAAGAAAAAAUGAAUGUUCUUGUUGAGCCAGAUGUGCAUGACAUAUUUGCAAGAAUACCUGGAUUUGGUUUUGUUCAAACAUUUUAUGGUCAAGAUACAAGCGAUCUUCAUGAAAAGGUUGAUUUUGUUGCAUGUCUCGGAGGAGACGGGGUGAUUCUUCAUGCAUCAAAUUUAUUUAGAGAUGCCGUGCCCCCAGUGGUGUCAUUUAACCUUGGAUCUCUUGGCUUUCUCACCUCCCACAGUUUUGAUGACUAUAAACAAGACCUUAGACAAGUUAUUCACGGAAAUAAUACUACAGAUGGUGUGUAUAUAACACUGAGAAUGCGACUUCGGUGUGAGGUUUUUCGGAAUGGCAAGGCAAUGCCUGGUAAAAUUUUUGAUGUGUUAAAUGAGGUCGUGGUUGAUCGUGGUUCAAAUCCUUACCUGUCGAAAAUUGAGUGUUAUGAGCAUGACCGACUUAUAACCAAGGUCCAAGGUGAUGGAAUCAUUGUGGCAACACCUACUGGAAGCACAGCGUAUUCAACAGCUGCAGGAGGUUCCAUGGUUCAUCCAAAUGUUCCCUGCAUGCUGUUUACCCCUAUCUGCCCACACUCGCUUUCAUUUAGGCCAGUGAUACUCCCAGAUUCUGCUAGACUGGAAUUGAAGGUUCCUGACGAUGCAAGAAGCAAUGCAUGGGUAUCCUUUGAUGGAAAAAGAAGGCAACAACUCUCUCGAGGAGACUCGGUUCGGAUAUCGAUGAGCCAACAUCCAAUCCCGACAGUUAACAAAGCAGAUCAGACCGGCGAUUGGUUCCACAGUUUAAUUCGUUGCCUAAACUGGAAUGAGAGGCUUGAUCAGAAGGCCCUUUGAAGCAGGCUCCAUGGUUUUGUGGUGACUUUACAGGUUCAUGUAAAUUGCUGUACAUAAUUUUGUUAAUUAUAUAGUCUGCAAAUAUCAUAAUUAUACGGUUUAACAAUACCAUUUAUUUCCUACUUUGGCUUCCAACGUAAAGUUACCGGUUGCCACGUCAUUUUUUUCUACACAAUUUUUUUGAAGUCACACUGUAUACUGUUUCAGUCCCAUACAUAUAUAAUAACAAACUCACUUAUUUUUCUCUAGCAUUAUAGAGAUCUUUCUUCU
Molecule: messenger RNA, 3747 nt
Organism: Chenopodium quinoa (quinoa)
Lineage: Eukaryota; Viridiplantae; Streptophyta; Magnoliopsida; Caryophyllales; Amaranthaceae
Product: NAD kinase 2, chloroplastic-like
Exons: 8
Coding region: 475-3477 (1000 amino acids)
Biological process (GO): NAD+ metabolic process; NADP+ biosynthetic process
Molecular function (GO): NAD+ kinase activity
Source: RefSeq, a predicted model, not a curated record